AUGCAGUUCAUCGUCUCCUUGGCCCUUUUCGCUGCGGCUGCCGUCGCUCAGACUGGCACCGUGGGCGGCGCCAGGAACGUCACGACCGUCACGCAGAUCGUCGACGAGAUCGUUACGUACUGCCCGGAGCCAACAGUGAUUGUGAUCAACGACGAGUGCUACACCGUCACCGAGCCCACCACUCUGACCAUCACCAACUGCCCUUGCACCAUUACAACUACCGUCCCUGCCGGUCCUACCUACCCCGUCGUUCGCGUCCCCGACGCAACUGGCGGCUACGUCCACCCGCCGACGCCCGAGUACACCCACACUGCCGCCGCCGGCCCCAGCGCCGACCCAAGUCGUAGUAUCUUCGGCCUGGCCGUUGCUGCUGUUGGUCUGGGUGUUCUUGCCUUGUAA
Messenger RNA from Pyricularia pennisetigena, 399 nucleotides. RefSeq lists its product as uncharacterized. Gene Ontology annotation, biological process: fungal-type cell wall organization. Gene Ontology annotation, molecular function: structural constituent of cell wall. Gene Ontology annotation, cellular component: fungal-type cell wall. The transcript has 2 exons. NCBI's taxonomy places the organism in Eukaryota, Fungi, Ascomycota, Sordariomycetes, Magnaporthales, Pyriculariaceae. The coding region runs from base 1 to 399 and encodes 132 amino acids. The record is from RefSeq and is a predicted model, not a curated record.